This is a messenger RNA of Eptesicus fuscus (big brown bat), 1981 nucleotides long. It is a transcript of the gene PICK1, whose product is annotated as protein interacting with PRKCA 1. The record is from RefSeq and is a predicted model, not a curated record. Gene Ontology annotation, biological process: positive regulation of receptor internalization; dendritic spine maintenance; receptor clustering. Bases 191 to 1441 code for a protein of 416 amino acids. Gene Ontology annotation, cellular component: postsynaptic density; synaptic vesicle; postsynaptic early endosome. Lineage: Eukaryota; Metazoa; Chordata; Mammalia; Chiroptera; Vespertilionidae. Gene Ontology annotation, molecular function: protein domain specific binding; protein kinase C binding; phospholipid binding. The transcript is spliced from 13 exons.
GCCUGGCCCGGACCGACUGUGGGGCCGGCGCUUCCGGUGAGCCACAGAGGCUGCUCCCAAGGGCCUGGAGACUCGUGGGCGGGCUCUGGGACCUGCGCCCGUCGCCCUGGCCUGGAGUCCCCCCCUGUUCUUAUUCUCUGUGCCCCUGCCGAGCUGGGCAGUUAGCCCGCCCACCUCAGCUCUCGGAACCAUGUUUGCAGACUUGGAUUAUGAAAUCGAAGAGGAUAAACUCGGAAUCCCUACUGUGCCUGGGAAGGUGACCCUGCAGAAGGACGCUCAGAACCUGAUCGGGAUCAGCAUCGGAGGAGGGGCCCAGUACUGUCCCUGCCUCUAUAUCGUCCAGGUAUUUGACAACACGCCGGCAGCCCUGGACGGCACCGUGGCAGCUGGCGAUGAGAUCACCGGUGUCAACGGCAGGUCAAUCAAAGGAAAAACUAAGGUGGAGGUAGCCAAGAUGAUUCAGGAAGUGAAGGGGGAGGUGACCAUCCACUACAACAAGCUGCAGGCGGACCCCAAGCAGGGCAUGUCCCUGGACAUCGUGUUGAAGAAGGUGAAGCAUCGGCUGGUGGAGAACAUGAGUUCGGGGACCGCGGAUGCGCUGGGCCUGAGCCGGGCCAUCCUGUGCAAUGAUGGGCUUGUCAAGAGACUGGAGGAGCUGGAGCGGACGGCUGAGCUCUAUAAAGGGAUGACAGAGCACACCAAGAACCUCCUGCGGGCCUUCUAUGAGCUGUCGCAGACGCACCGAGCCUUUGGGGACGUGUUCUCUGUGAUCGGAGUGCGGGAGCCCCAGCCGGCGGCGAGCGAGGCUUUUGUGAAGUUUGCGGACGCCCACCGCAGCAUUGAGAAGUUUGGCAUCCGGCUGCUGAAAACCAUCAAGCCGAUGCUGACGGAUCUGAACACGUACCUCAACAAAGCCAUCCCAGACACCCGCCUCACCAUCAAGAAGUACCUGGACGUGAAGUUCGAGUACCUGUCAUAUUGCCUGAAGGUGAAGGAGAUGGACGACGAGGAAUACAGCUGCAUUGCCCUCGGGGAGCCCCUGUACCGGGUCAGCACAGGCAACUACGAGUACCGCCUGAUCCUGCGCUGCCGCCAGGAGGCCCGAGCCCGCUUCUCCCAGAUGCGCAAGGACGUGCUGGAGAAGAUGGAGCUGCUGGACCAGAAGCAUGUCCAGGACAUCGUGUUCCAGCUGCAGCGCUUCGUGUCCACCAUGUCCAAGUACUACAACGACUGCUACGCCGUGCUGCGCGACGCCGACGUCUUCCCCAUCGAGGUGGACCUGGCCCACACCACGCUGGCCUACGGGCCUGGCCAGGACGAGUUCACUGACGGGGAGGACGAAGAUGAAGACGAUGAGGACACGGCAGCCAGGGAGCCGUCCAGGGAUGCGCGAGGGGCUGCCGGGCCCCUGGACAAGGGUGGAAGCUGGUGUGACUCCUGAGUGCGCCCGCUGUGGGGUGCGGAUUUGGGGGGUAGGGUGAGUGGGAGGACGAGAGCGUGGGAGCGGGGGCUGGGCCGCCGCGCAACAGGGUGGCGCAUAAAGGCCUGCUGGCUUGGGGCGCCUGCCUCCCUGCUCCUCUGUCCUAGCUCAGCGAACCCGGGCCCCUCCCAGGCAAGGCCACAGGGCUGCGACCUCGGGCCUGGACCCUGGCCCUCCACCCUCCUCCCCUCUGCCCCAGCCAGGAGAGCUCGGUCUCUGGACCUGACCCAGGAAGGCGAGAGGGCAGAAGGGAAGAGGGUUGGCAGGGGCAGGAGGUCCAGGGCCCAUUCCUUGUGGGCCCCUCCGUUGGAGUGGGGACUGGGGGUGGACAGCCGAGGCUGGGCCAGUGUCUCGAGUGCACCCUCGCCUCCCCCAGGCUGGCCCAGCCCCGUCCACACUCACACCUCGGCGGCCUUUAUUUAUUUUAUUCCCAGCUCAGCCACUUCCCGGGGGAGGGCUGGGCUGGGCCUGUACUGAAUAAACAAACCCAGAUGGAGCCGG